Molecule: messenger RNA, 522 nt
Organism: Pochonia chlamydosporia 170
Lineage: Eukaryota; Fungi; Ascomycota; Sordariomycetes; Hypocreales; Clavicipitaceae
Product: hydrophobic surface binding protein
Exons: 1
Coding region: 1-522 (173 amino acids)
Cellular component (GO): extracellular region
Source: RefSeq, a predicted model, not a curated record
AUGCUCUCCGUCAAGAACCUCCUCUUCCUUGCCGUCGCCGUCACCGGCUCCGUCAUCAAGCGUGACGCCGCCCUCGUCAAGGCCGACCUCCAGACCAUCAACACUGACACCGCCAAGGUCACCACCGCCGUCAACAACUACAACGGCGGCGUCCUCAACGCCCUCCCCAUCAUCAACGCCCAGCAGCAAGUCACCAAGGACAUCAAGAAGGCCACCACUGAUGCCCAGAACGCCGGCGUCGUGAGCGAGGCCGAUGCCCUCGACAUCAUUGCCUACAUCACCGGCACUCUUGAGCCCACCAUUGUGGGCUCCCUCUCCGCCCUGAAGUCCAAGAAGGCCAAGUUUGAUGCUGAUGGCCUGACCGGCACUGUCAAGAGCAGCUUGACCUCGCUCAAGUCUGACACUGAUGCCCUCGGUGCUGCUCUUAUUGCUGGAACGCCCGCCAAUCUUGUCGCUCAGGCUCAGGCUAUUCAGGCCAAGAUUGAUGCUGACUUUGACGACGCCAUUGCUUUCUUCUCUUAA